AUGCUGCUGCCAGACUCAUCCACCUUACUAACCGUUCUGUAUCUGCCACCCCUCUCUUCCAAUCCCUCCACUGGUCUCCACUCAGUGUCCUCCACCCCUCUCUGCCAAUCCCUCCAUUGGCCUCCACUCAGUGUCCUCCGCCCCUCUCUGCCAAUCCCUCCAUUGGCCUCCACUCAGUGUCCUCCGCCUCUCUCUGCCAAUCCCUCCACUGGCCUCCACUCAGUGUCCUCCGCCCCUCUCUGCCAAUCCCUCCAUUGGCCUCCACUCAUGUCCUCCACCCCUCUCUGCCAAUCCCUCCACUGGCCUCCACUCAGUGUCCUCCACCCCUCUCUGCCAAUCCCUCCACUGGCCUCCACU
Molecule: messenger RNA, 357 nt
Organism: Staurois parvus
Lineage: Eukaryota; Metazoa; Chordata; Amphibia; Anura; Ranidae
Source: the annotation of a GenBank genome assembly